AUGGCAAUUUCAUGUUUUGUUUGUGGAUACACAGAAUACUUACCUGAAUUUGCGGUUGGUGAGAAAUGGGACGAUAUCAAGGUAGGAGGAGAUGGGUAACUGGACCCUGAUCAGGAGGAGCAUCGGUCAGCUCUCAAACAGUAGAUCGAGGAAAGUGGUGGCGGUGUCUUGUCAGCUUUUGAUUUCACGACCACCAAACGUAUCUUACAAACUGCAGUUGGAGGUGAGAUUUGGAGACCGAAGGACUCCCAGGGAAAGCCGCCUGGUCUCGGAAUUAUGCCUGGAAACGCAGUGACAUUCGUUGAAAACCACGACACUAUCAGAAUAGACCCGUGGCCUUUUCCUUCGGAUAAAGUCUUGCUUGGUUACGUUUAUAUUCUUACUCCUCCAGGCACUCCUUGCAUUGUAAUAAUGUGAUGUUUAUUGUUUGGCAUAUCCAAGCUGGUGGCGAUUAGGAAUAAAAAUGGCAUUGGUAGCUAAAGCUCUGUCAUGAUAAAAGCGGCAGAGCCGGAUCUUUACUUGGCAAUGGUUGAUGAGAAGGUGAUCAUGAAGAUUGGGCCAAAACUGUAUCAUGGUGAUAUUUAA
Raphanus sativus (radish) is the source of this 585-nucleotide messenger RNA. RefSeq names its product alpha-amylase 1. The record is from RefSeq and is a predicted model, not a curated record. NCBI's taxonomy places the organism in Eukaryota, Viridiplantae, Streptophyta, Magnoliopsida, Brassicales, Brassicaceae. Gene Ontology annotation, biological process: carbohydrate metabolic process. Gene Ontology annotation, molecular function: calcium ion binding; alpha-amylase activity.